This is a messenger RNA of Rana temporaria (common frog), 2787 nucleotides long. Its product is annotated as IgGFc-binding protein-like. The record is from RefSeq and is a predicted model, not a curated record. NCBI's taxonomy places the organism in Eukaryota, Metazoa, Chordata, Amphibia, Anura, Ranidae. The coding region runs from base 38 to 2281 and encodes 747 amino acids. The transcript is spliced from 7 exons.
CAAGCCUCAAUGGCAAUAACUGCAGACAGAGGAGACAAUGGGCCUUGAAAGAGUAACGGUUGGGAGAAAUGCUUUCCUGUUCCUCCUGAUGGGACUCCUGAGCUCUGGUUAUGCUCAAAAAGAGUUUGUGGCAUUAUUUAUGGAAAACUUCUCUCCAGACAGCGGCGCAUACUUGAUUCUGUAUCUUACCACUUAUGAUAAAGCGGCUGUAGUCAAUGUGAGUGUAUCAGACCCUCAUUUCUACCAGACAGUGUCCAUCGAAAGAAACAGCACCAUCCCAGUGACCUUGGACUCUCAGUACAUGAUUUAUAGAAAUCAAAUCUCUUCCAAAGUUGUGAAGGUGACAUCAGAUGCCGAUUUAUCCGUAUUUGCCUUCAAUACAUUAAACUACACGGUUGACGCUGGUCUUGUUCUCCCCGUUGAAGACCUGGGUACAGAGUACUAUAUCUUCACGCCUGGUCCAGGGUCUUAUAACCAAUUUGCCGUGGCUAACGGUGCAAGCACUACCGCCAGCGUGAACAUUACAUUCACAGGAUCUGUGGAUUUCGAUGGACAGUCUUACCAUCCUGGAGACACCUUCUCAGUUUUUCUCCAGCCCCAGCAAGCCAUCCACUUUCAAACUUUCAGCGAGUUAACCGGCACCAAGGUGGUGUCCUCAACACCGGUAGCCGUUUUCAGUGGUAACAAAUGUCAUUAUGGUCCCACCACAAAAUGCGAUUUCAUAUUCGAACAACUUGAACCUGUGCAGAACUGGGGAACAUCCUUCGUGUUGUUUCCAUUGGCCAAUAAUUCAAAAGACAUUAUUGAUAUAGUGGCUGCACUGCCGGACACCAUAGUGAAUGUUAACCAAACUGAGUACAGCCUCCAGCCAGGAUCCCAUGUCAAUUUCUUUUUGGAGAAGAGUGCUAUUGUGACUGCAUCACAACCUGUCAUGGUUUCAUAUCUUUUCCAAGACAGGACAUAUCCAGGUGAAUACGACCCUUUUCUAGUCAUUGUGCCUCCCAUUCAGCUAAGCAGAAAAUACUAUAAAUUUGUCACAGAAGCUUUUUAUGACAACUACAUCACGAUUGUGUCCAAAGCAACUUCAGACACUGGGUUCUACCUCGAUAAUAAACCUCUGGAUCAAUAUAUGUUCACCACCAACGAGAUAAACGGAUUUCGAAGUUGGGAAGUCUCUUUAGGAAAGGUUGACGGACAACACGAAGUCUAUCAUAGGUACUCGGCAUUCAUCAUUUAUGUCUAUGGGCUAGAAGUCCGCGUUUCCUAUGGAUAUUCAAUGGGACAGGAGACCAAAUAUCCAGACGAGCCAGUAGGUCCACCUGUAUUGAACUGCUUACCACACGGAGGCGAAUUCUAUCUGCCACUCAGCCUGGUCACCAAAGCCAAAUUAAGUGUGUCCGAUGUCCACCUCGAAGAGCCCACAUGUCAGGGAACCCUGGAAGGGAAUUUUGUGGUUAUUAAUGUUCCUUUCAACAGAUGUGGAUCCAAAGUAUUGAAUGAAGAUGAAAAGAUAGUGCAUGUCAAUACUGUCUAUGGAACAGUCCCAGGAACUGAAGUCCAUCGGAUUGAAAUCCCGUUGAGAUGUGAAAUGGCGACCAACGAGACUUUUGGUUUUAGUUUUCUUCCUCAAGUUACCGAUGUGGUUUCCCAGGGUCAAUAUCUCAUCUCCCUGAAGCUCUACCAGAGUGAAGCCUUCACAGAUCCAAUCACAACAUUUCCUUACGAGGUUGACCUCCAUGGUUGGCUAUAUGUGGAGUUUGAAGUGCAGUCUGAUGAUGAAGGCUUUCAGAUAUUUGUAGAAAACUGCAAAGCUUCUCCAUCACUAGAGAACACACAGGAGAAUUACAAUGUCAUCCAACAAGGGUGUCCUGUGGAUUCUACUUUACAAAUGUAUCAGGUUCCCAGCCCAAGAAUGCAACGCUUCAGUCUACACGUUUUCAAGUUCUAUAAUUUUGGACAAGUCUAUUUGUCCUGUAACAUCAUCGUCUGUCGCAAUGAGACCACCCCAAACCGUUGUACUCAAGGCUGCCUCACCGGAAGGCACAAACGUGAGGUUUAUAACUCCAAGGUUCAUCUGGGAUCGGCCAGGUUAUCUCAAGGACCUGUUGUUUUUCAAUCUGGUGGAGAACCCCUUCAGAACAGCCAAACCCCGCAUACAGUCCCGUCUUCAGUGCUUGUGGCUGUCAUUGCUGUCAUUGCUAUGCUGUCAGGGAUGGCCUUGGUGAUACAGAAGCAUUACUAUAAAAGAAAAGGACGCACCGAUCUGGAAAACAGUCUCUGAACUGGGAAAUUAGUCAACGCUGCAACAUUCGUAACAGUUAUUAUCAGCAAGGACUUACUCUAUGACUUAAUGGAUGACAAUCUUCACCCUCAUUGCCAAGCGGAGUACACAUACGAAGGCCUCGUAUCCAAAGGCUCACUGCGCAACACAUCUCUCCUCCGCACUGAAGAUCCCUUUCACAAGCCUAUGAAUAUAACAAUAUGUACAAACUUAAUUUCACUGGUGUCACAUUCUUGAAAUGCAUAAUAGAAGCAACAAACUUCCGUGGAAUGCCAUUAGGAAAAGUCCUUGUAAUACCGUAAAAGUGUGAUUGUUAAAUAAAAAUGAAAAGCUUCCCGCAAUACCACAAUGAACAGUAUUGUGCACAUUCAAUCAGUGUCUGAUGCUUCAAAACUGAUUGUAAGGAGCGGUCAAGGCCUUUAACCAGAAAUCUAAAUUGAUGGCGUGUAAUUGUAUUCUGUGAGUAAGACAUACCUAUGUUAUUACAUUUUAAAGCACAAAUGUGA